AUCCUCCUGCUGAGGUUGUUUUCCCAUGUUAGCCAAUUAGCAACCUAGCAUGCAAUUUGAGGUCUGGCGCCUUGACUGGAUGGUUACGUGCGUUUUAAUUUUCCAUUCAAAUCUAAACGUUACAUGAAUCAACAUUUGAGUGUUGUUAUUGCGCUUUACUGCGUUUGAUUUCUCAGCGGAACAGACUGAAGUGAUCCAGGGAGUUUGUUGCGGGAUAUACCGCAGUGAAGAGCAUGAGUACAUAAUGAAGCGCCGCUUGGAGGAUCAGGAAACAGUGAUCGGCUCUCAGCGGCGGCCCCCGGGGGGUGCGGACAGCUUUCAGCACCGCGUCCUUAACUCUGCCUCCUCUCUCUUUGAGACUGCACCAGAUAACAUGCAGCCUUCAUCCAGUAUGCAGUACUCUGUUUCUCAGACCUACCAGUUGUCGAUGGCCCAAAACUCUGGGGGACAUGGACACACCAGCAAUACAGCUGUGCUCAGUGGGCCUCAUCACCACGGCCCAACUGUCCAGACUGUGGGUCAGGGUCACUCUCAUACUCCUGCAGCUCCUGCACCAACUCUGGGUCAACAGCAGUUUCAGAGACUCAAGGUCGAAGAUGCACUUUCCUAUUUGGAUCAAGUUAAGCUUCAGUUUGGCAAUCAGCCGCAGGUCUACAAUGACUUCCUGGAUAUCAUGAAAGAGUUCAAGUCUCAAAGCAUUGAUACACCAGGUGUGAUCAGCAGAGUCUCCCAGCUCUUCAAAGGCCACCCUGACCUCAUCAUGGGCUUCAACACCUUCCUGCCACCUGGCUACAAAAUAGAGGUUCAGACCAAUGACUUGGUCAACGUGACCACACCUGGCCAGAUCCACCACAUUACCCCACAUGGCAUUUCAGUUCAAAACCUCCCAAUUACCCAGCCAACUCCGCACCAGCCCCAACCAGCAGUCCCUACCAGCACGGCUGCAUUGGUUAUCCCUAGCCAGCCAACCCCUGCCAAAAUAAGCAAGCCAAUGCAGUCUCCUGCACUGACCCCAACCAGCCAGCCUAAUCCAUCCAUUCCCUCGUAUGCCUCCCCUCGCUCGCCCUCCGCCCAGUCUCACGCCCCCAUCAGCAACAGUACUGCCGGGACUGCCCCACUGCAGAACAACCAGCCUGUGGAGUUCAACCACGCCAUCAACUAUGUGAACAAAAUCAAGAACCGCUUUCAGGGCCAGCCAGAGGUUUACAAAUCCUUUUUGGAGAUUUUACACACAUACCAGAAGGAACAGCGUAAUGCUAAGGAGGCAGGGGGAAACUACACACCUUCUCUUACCGAGCAAGAAGUUUAUGCCCAGGUGGCCCAGCUCUUCAAGAACCAGGAGGAUCUCCUUUCAGAAUUUGGCCAGUUCCUUCCAGAUGCUAACAAUUCAGUGUUAUUGAGCAAGACCACAGCCGAGAAGGCAGAGUCUGUUCGAAUUGAUCAUGGGGGCACAGUAAAGAGACCCCAGCUGAAUAACAAGCAAAGAUUUAACCAGAACGGCUGUCAGAUCCGCAGACACUCGGGACCUCCCACUACACCACCUGUUAAGAAGAAACCAAAGUUUAUUGGAAAAGACCAUCCAAUGGCUGAAGCCAGCAAAAUAGGUGCUGAAUCUCUCUUUUUUGAAAAGGUGCGAAAGGCACUGCGCAGUUCAGAGGCUUAUGACAACUUCCUGCGCUGUCUGGUCAUUUUCAAUCAAGAAGUGAUCUCACGGGCUGAACUUGUGCAGCUGGUCUUACCCUUUUUAGGGAAAUUCCCCGAGCUUUUUACCUGGUUCAAGAACUUUCUUGGCUACCGAGAAAGUGUCCAUAUUGAAAGCUUUCCCAAAGAGCGGGCCACUGAGGGCAUCGCUAUGGAGAUUGACUAUGCUUCCUGCAAGAGACUGGGAUCCAGUUAUAGAGCCCUGCCCAAGAGCUUCCAGCAGCCCAGAUGCACGGGGAGGACCCCGCUUUGCAAAGAGGUGCUUAAUGAUACCUGGGUGUCAUUUCCAUCAUGGUCAGAGGAUUCUACCUUUGUCAGCUCCAAAAAGACUCAGUAUGAAGAACAUAUAUAUAGAUGUGAAGAUGAGCGCUUUGAGCUCGAUGUGGUUCUGGAGACAAACCUCGCCACUAUCCGCGUCCUUGAGACUGUUCAAAAGAGGAUGUCGCGCAUGUCAGCUGAGGAACAAGCCAAGUUCAGGCUGGACAACACCAUCGGAGGCUCCUCCGAGGUCAUUCAUCGCAAAGCUAUCCAGAGGAUAUACGGAGAAAAGGCUCCAGACAUCAUAGACGGUCUGAAGACAAACCCUGCUGUCUCUGUACCUAUUGUACUGAAAAGGCUGAAAAUUAAAGAAGAGGAGUGGCGAGAGGCUCAGCGUGGCUUCAAUAAGAUCUGGAGGGAGCAGAAUGAGAAGUAUUACCUCAAGUCUUUAGAUCACCAGGGUAUUAACUUCAAACAGAACGACACAAAGGUGUUUCGCUCCAAGACGCUGCUCAAUGAAAUUGAGAGUCUGUAUGAUGAGCGACAGGAGCAGGCUUCAGAAGACAAUGCCGCCCCGCUCUCAGGCCCCCACAUGACCCUCACGUACGAGGACAGCCAAAUACUAGAAGAUGCGGCUGCUCUCAUCAUCCAUCACGUCAAGAGGCAGUCUGGCAUCCACAAAGACGACAAGUACAAAAUCAAACAGAUCAUCUACCACUUCAUCCCGGACAUGCUGUUUGCUCGACGCGGUGAGCUUUCCGACGUCGAGGAGGAAGAGGAGGAGGAGACCGAACCGGAUGAAGAUGGGACUAAAAAGCACAAUGGGACAACAUCGACCAAGUCCAAGCUUCUCUUUAGCCAUACGACAGCUUCCCAGCAGAAGCUCAGUAACUGCGAUGAUGCCUACAACCUCUUCUUUGUCAACAAUAACUGGUACAUCUUCCUGAGGCUGCACCAGAUCUUGUGCUCCCGGCUGCUGCGGAUCUACGGGCAGGCAGAAAAACAGAUCGAGGAAGAUGCCAGAGAGAGAGAGUGGGAAAGAAAUGUUCUGGGUCUGAAAAGAGAGAAGAAUGACAGCCCGGCCGUCCAGCUGCGUUUAAAAGAACCCAUGGAAAUUGAUGUUGAAGACUACUACUCUGCCUUCUUAGAGAUGGUUCGAAACCUUCUGGAUGGCAACAUGGAGACGUCUCAAUAUGAGGACCAGCUGAGGGAAAUGUUUACCAUCCAUGCCUACAUUGCUUUCACCAUGGACAAACUCAUCCAGAGUAUGGUCAGACAGCUGCAGCAUAUAGUCAGUGAUGAGAUCUGUGUACAGGUGACCGAUCUCUAUCUUAGCGAGUGUGCCAACAAAGCCACUGGCGGGUCCCAGUCCACCCAAACAUCCAGAAGCGGUGGCGAAGCGGCCUAUCAGCGCAAAGCUGAGCAGCUGAUGUCUGAUGAGAACUGCUUUAAGUUACUGUUCCAGAAGUCUAAGGGGAGCGUGCAGUUGGCUGUGGAGCUGUUAGACAGCGAAGAAGAGAACUCGGAUGAAACCGUUGAAGCUGAGCGCUGGCCCGACUACGUGGAGCGUUAUCUGAAUACCAACUCUGCCUCUCCAGAGCUGCGUGAGCACCUCUCUCAGAAGCCUGUGUUUCUACCCAGGAACCUCAGGCGAAUUCGUAAGUGCCAGAGGGGCCAGGAGAUGCAAAUGAGAGAAGCCAAAGAAGCAGCCAAGAAAUCUUCAGAAGCUGGUGAGGAUUCAAAGAUGGAGUGCAUGUUUAAGCUCAACUCCUACAAGAUGGUGUACGUCUUCAAGUCAGAGGACUACAUGUACAGGCGUACCGCACAACUGAGAGCUCAUCAGUCUCACCAGCGAGUAAGCACUCGUCUGCAUCAACGCUUUCAGGCGUGGCUAGACAGGUGGCGAAAAGAUCACGUGACCAGUGACAUGGCUGCCACCACUUACAAGUGGCUGAUGGGGGAAGCCCAGGAGGGCCUGCUGCCCUGCAGAACCACUUGUGAACCCAAGAUCAUCCACUUCCAGAAUGUCAACAAAUAUAAAGUCUCCUACAGCACUACGUUGUAAAGUUUUCAAGACGGGGAGGAGUUUUUCCCUAUUUUAUGUUGUUUUUACGAUGACUAAAAGUAGCACUGAAAUGAAAUUCUGGCAGCCAUCGAGUUCUUUGGAUAUUGCUUCCUCUCUUUUUUUAUUUCUGUCUUUUUAAAAUUUUUAGAUUUGUGUGUUUUUCGCCUGGACUUUAUUACCAGAUGGUUAAUGUCCUUCGAUCAUGAAGACAAGAACGUACUUCUUGCAAAUGCUGCAGCGUUAUUCCGACUAUUCCUACUCGAGACAAAGAUUUACUUUUGAGGCUUUUCAUAAAAACGACAGCUUACAAAUACAGGUCAAUACCCAUUUGUAAUAUUUUUUAUUUUUCAUCUCUUCAAGAUGAAUAGUAGUUUAUUCGCAAUAUGCCUCUUGUGGUUAAGUUUGAACCACAUAUAAGCUCAAAAUGAGAACAUUUCUGAUUAGCCUAUGUGUUAGGCUAUGCAGCUAAACCAAUACAGAUGAUGUGAAUUGAGUGUAUUGUUCACAAUCUACACAUUGUAAUUAAGGUCUGUUCACCGGUUAUUAUAGCACCAUUAAUGAAGGUAUUACUGUUUAUGAAUAGAUAUCUAUGAUACCAGCCGCAAAAUCUCAAUCAGGAACACCAGAAUAAGUACGGUCACAAAAAAGCUCUUGUAAUGUAAAUACAAUGUAUAUAUAUGCCACACUGUUUAUAUUCUGAGAACCUUCACUGUUACGUAGAUGAGCUAUUAGACUUCUUUAUCAGCUUAGCAAAGGAGGCCAACGCUGAUAUCUUUAUGAAAACACUUCUUAAAGAUAGGAGUUUAAAGUGUUUUGUCUGGUCACAAUGUCUCCUGUCUUUCUCUCUCUUUUUGUAGUCAUGAAAAUGUUCAUUUCAACAGCUUCACAUGAAUGGGAUAAUUUUUCAUGACGUUAUGUUUGGCCCCUAUCUGAACUUGUAUUCAAAUUUGUGAUAUCACUGCCUGUGUUCUGAGUAGAACUUAGAAGCAAUUCUGUUUGGUCCCAUUUGGCCCUCCUAUCAUGACAAUAUGUGACCUAGGGCACGUGAGGCUCGGGUUUAUGCUGACAAAUAUGUAAAACAUAUUUAAAGAAGGAAAUGAUGGCAUGUUUCUAUGUUCUCAUGUACAGCCCUUUUAUAUUAUUCAUUAUUGUUUUAAAGAUUGAAAUAAAACAGAAUUGUAGUAGAUUA
Messenger RNA from Paramisgurnus dabryanus, 5213 nucleotides. It is a transcript of the gene sin3ab, whose product is annotated as SIN3 transcription regulator family member Ab. Gene Ontology annotation, biological process: negative regulation of transcription by RNA polymerase II. Gene Ontology annotation, molecular function: transcription corepressor activity. Gene Ontology annotation, cellular component: chromatin; Sin3-type complex. NCBI's taxonomy places the organism in Eukaryota, Metazoa, Chordata, Actinopteri, Cypriniformes, Cobitidae. The record is from RefSeq and is a predicted model, not a curated record.